GACACGGCACAAGCAGACAGUCUGUUCACAAAACAAAUACCGAUAAUAAAAAUGAAAAAAUAACAAAUAUAAAUAUUUGUACAACAAAAGAUUAAAAUACAAAAGUUGUAAAGCUAAUCAGUAUAGUGUAUACUUCAAAUAACUUUAUCAAGAGAAAACUACAAAAAUGACAGUCAGUGAAUUGGGAUGGAAUACAACAAACAUGUUAACAGGAUGGAGAUUGGCACUCUCAAAAUUAUUCAUAAUACCACAGCGCUAUGUCAUGGCGACGAUGGCGCUGUUCGCCAUAGCCAACGCCUACACCAUGAGGGUAUGCCUCAACCUGGCAAUCACCCAGAUGGUGAGGAAGACCACAGCGUCGGAGGGUGACCCACAUUAUGAUCCGGAUGCGUGUCCAGACCUCUCACAACGAUCCUUCGGGAAUUCUUCUUUGAAAGCAGACCUUGAUGAUGACACGGUAUAUUUCGAAUGGAGCGAAGCAACGCAAGGGUUGCUUCUCAGUUCGUUCUACUACGGCUACGUCCUCACACAUAUCCCUGGUGGUAUGUUAUCGGAGCGGUAUGGAGGCAAGUGGGUUGUAGGCCUCGGACUCCUGUCUACUGCCGUGUGUACCCUGGUGACACCUAUGGUUGUGAGAGCCGGUGGUGCGCCAGCUUUGUUCGCCUUAAGAGUCAUUGAAGGCUUGGGAGAGGGUCCCACAAUGCCAGGUCUUAUGACAAUGGUGUCAAGGUGGGCACCAAAAACAGAAAGAGGAAGAUUUGGUGCCAUCGUGUUUGGAGGAGCACAAAUAGGCAAUAUUGCUGGCACAUACUUGUCUGGACUUGUCAUGUAUAAUGGAAUUUGGGACAACGUGUUCUACUUAUUCGGUGGACUUGGUUUUGCCUGGUUCAUAACUUGGUCGUUAAUUUGCUACAGCACACCAAAUACCCAUCCAUUCAUAUCUGACGCCGAGAAGAAGUUCUUGAAUGAGAAUGUCGACUCAUUGAUUCACGCUAGCAAACAAAAACUGGACCCCGUCCCUUGGAAGGCUCUGCUUCGCUCUGUUCCUCUGUGGGCUCUUAUAAUUGCUGCUAUUGGUCACGAUUGGGGUUACUUCACAAUGGUGACAGACUUACCGAAGUACAUGACUGACGUUCUCAAAUUCAACAUCAAAUCUGCUGGUCUUCUCUCUGCCAUGCCUUACGUCGCUAUGUGGAUCGCUUCGUUCUUCUUUGGUCUCCUCUGUGACUUCUGCAUCAAGAAGGGCUACCACAACAUCAAGAAUGCUAGAAAGAUUUAUACUACUAUUGCUGCAACGGGUCCUGGUAUCUGCAUCAUAUUGGCGUCCUACUCCGGUUGCGACACGACUCUCGCCGUCUUCUGGUUCAUCGCAGCCAUGACCCUCAUGGGAGCCUACUAUAGCGGCAUGAAGAUCAAUGCCCUGGAUAUCACCCCCAACUAUGCCGGCACCACCACCUCCCUAGUCAACGGUGUGGCUGCCAUAUCUGCCAUCAUCUCUCCGUAUCUGAUCGGUCUUCUUACUCCAGAUUCCACACUAAAACAAUGGCGAAUAGCGUUCUGGGUGUGCCUAGCCGUGUUGGUGAUCACAAACAUCAUCUACAUCAUAUUCGCACAAGGCGACCAGCUCUGGUGGGAUGACGUCAAGAAACACGGGUACCCCAAGAACUGGCAACAUGGACCUCUCAAUCUCAGACCUGAAGAUUCGGAAUCACAAAACAAAACCGAAAAAACGAAAGAAAAGCAGUGAGAAGAAAAGACCUCAAAGUACUAUGUAUAGCCAAAGCUGUAAAUAAUGUAUUUUAAGAAUAUUUUUAAGUUACCUAAUAAAUAUUUAUUUUAAUAACCAAUUUAUUUGAUCCUGUUAUAAAAUAAUAAAAAAGUACUGACAAACU
Messenger RNA from Pectinophora gossypiella (pink bollworm), 1892 nucleotides. Its product is annotated as putative inorganic phosphate cotransporter. Gene Ontology annotation, biological process: transmembrane transport; monoatomic anion transport. Gene Ontology annotation, molecular function: transmembrane transporter activity. The transcript is spliced from 9 exons. The record is from RefSeq and is a predicted model, not a curated record. Bases 167 to 1747 code for a protein of 526 amino acids. NCBI's taxonomy places the organism in Eukaryota, Metazoa, Arthropoda, Insecta, Lepidoptera, Gelechiidae.